CAGCAGAAGGCAUUUUUCAGAACAUUUCUCCAUGUUUGAAUUGAUGUUGUCUCCACUGCAGUUAUCAGAAUAAAGAAGCUUGACGGCAUGGGAACGUAAGACUUUUAUUUCUGUGAGAUUUGCAAUGGUUGCUUUUGAGUCUUGGGGGAAAAAGUCAAUUGAGACAAACCUUUGAAGAUGUUUUAACAUGGGUCACUUUAUUUAUACGCUUGCUGUUCUGUUUCCUUGGCUCUUAAUGGAGGAGAAAAUGUAGAUGUUCUUCAUUACUAUUUAGCGUUUGAUGAAACUGGUGGGAGUGUGACAUGGAUUGAGUUGGAUUACUCAGCAGAUUUUAAGACGGACUGCAAAAUGGAUCAUUGAUUAAAGGAUCAGCAUGUUAAAAGGACACUAAGUAUCUCAGGAAGUGCCUCCAUAUAUAAUUAAAAUGCAGAGCAAGAUGCACAGACUUUGGGUAGCCGCUCACUUGGCUACAUAACUGUUGGGUCACUGGAUCAGCAGACCUAGGGAGAAGAGCACCACCUCACAUUUCUAAUGGCAAUGGCUGCAAGUGCAGGGGGUUUAGGACGAAGCCCUGAACCUGAUCUGUCCAGCUCUGCUGCAUCCCAGCCCCCCACCAGCUCUGACCUUAAACUCCUCAAUAAGGUCUUCAAAAGACUAGCCAAACUGCAAAUGUUCUGUACUGACCCACGGCUAGGUCUGAAGAAUAGUCCACCGUACCUACCUGAGUUGGUCUCGGAGAGUGCAAAUCUCCUGACGGAGGUAUGGGCUCCGUAUAAGGGUUCAGUCCCAGCCGUGCCACGGGAGAAUGAGGGGGAAUACCUGAAGAUCCAUGUCCGACACCUGCUGGACAAGACGGACAGGGCCAUCUUGCUGUUUAAAGAGGGCAAGGACAGGAUGUUUGAGGAAAGGUCUAGCUACAGGAGAAACUUGACAAAACUUACUCUGCUGUUCAGCCACAUGUUAUGGGAGCUACGAGCCAUGUAUCCAGGUGGUCGAUUUCAGGGUGAUAUGUAUAAGCUGACCAAGUCGGAGGCACAGGAGUUCUGGAGGACAGCAUUUGGAUAUAAGUGUAUAGUUCAGUGGAGCAACUUUAAGCAGCAGUUGAGACGGGUACACAACUUUGAAGAGGGAAUGGAGGCCAUGGCCCUGAAGUCGACAGUUGAUCUCACCUGUAACGAUCACAUUUCUGUCUUUGAGUUUGACAUCUUCACCAGGCUCUUUCAGCCCUGGUCAACACUGCUGAGGAACUGGAAUCAGUUGGCGGUGACUCACCCAGGAUACAUGGCUUUCCUCACCUAUGACCAGGUCAUAGCCAGACUUGAACACUACAGACACCGUCCUGGCAGCUAUAUCUUCCGUCUAAGCUGCACACGAAUGGGUCAGUGGGCAAUUGGUCAUGUGACCUUUGAUGGCAGCAUCGUGCAAACUAUUCCAGAGAACACACCUCUCUACCAGGCUCUAAUACAAGGAUUCAGAGAGGGAUGCUACUUGUACCCAGAUGGACGUGAUGUGAACCCUGACCUUACCAGCCUGUGUAUGGCACCUCAGAAAGGCUGUGUUAAGGUCACAGAGGAGCAGUAUGAGUUAUACUGUGAAAUUGGCAGCACAUUUCAGCUUUGUAAGAUCUGUACUGAAAGAGACAAGGACACACGCAUCCAACCCUGUGGACAUCUACUCUGUAAGCCUUGCCUCACUGGCUGGCAGAAGUCAGAUGGACACACCUGCCCUUACUGCCGCUGUGAUAUCAGAGGAACAGAGUCUAUCCUUAUCGAGCCAUAUAAUCCUACAAGAGACACAUUUACUGAAAAGAGAGAAGAAGAUGAUGAUGAAGAUGAAGAUGAAGACCAUGAAGAUGUGGAACUGGUCAUGAAGAAACUGGCCAUGAUGAAAAGGGCAUCACAAGAGGAGUACCAGAUACCUACUUCCAGUUUAGGACCUCCUCCGCUUCCUCCAAAACACUCCACCCCCUCCCCCUGCCCCUCGCCCAGACCUCACGUCAGGCCUUCCAACAGAGGAAUGCACGCCAAGGGCCUUGGUGGCUCAAAAACUGGUAGCAGUGAGACAUCUUCAGAAAACCAGCUAAAUCAAAGUGAAGCAUUCUCCAACAGUGAAGAGUCAUUUUCUAGCCAACCAUCAUCCUCACAGUCAGGCAACAACACUGCAGUGCCAUGGUUGGGACCUGCAACUUCAGCUAAAAAGACGAACGAGAAAAAAAGGGAGAAGAGAACUAAGGAGGAGAGGAGCGAGUCACACUUAUGGUUUCCAACAGGACGACACAGUCGAAAGGACUCAGAGAGACAUUUCUCAUCCUGACGAUAUUGCACAGAACUGCAGGAUACAUUAUGGAUAGAAAUGUAAUGAGAGAUUUUAUUAUGUUGCUCGCAUUGUUCUAAUAGUCUGUUCUCAAGAUUAUCAUCCUUGGAAUUACAGCCACAACAGUAGUUCAUGGCACAAUCAAACUAUACUGAUACUCACAUUGUGGUUAACUGUCUUCAAGUUUAAAUUCUACCUCACUGAUACUAAUAGUAGAAAUACUAUAAACUGCUGUACACUGUAUAAUCCAGAAUGUAACAGUGUGAUCUAGGAAUGUAAAAAAAUAUUGAAUCAACAUUUAUGUUACAGGGCAGACAGCUCAAACAGAAAGUCAGAUUGCAGGUUUGUUGGCAUUAUUUAGCAAAUAAAACAAAAUGUAACAAUGUGCAGAUCAACUCUUGAUAAUACACAUUUACAGCAUUGUCUUAAACAGUAUAUUUACUAUGUAUAUCAGGUAGUUUGAUUGAGAAAGGCUAAUAAUGAACACCCUUGCAACAGGUAACAGUUCUAGAAAAUUCUAAAGAUCUUAAUAAAUUGCACAUUAUCAAUCUCA
This is a messenger RNA of Pygocentrus nattereri (red-bellied piranha), 2866 nucleotides long. It is a transcript of the gene cblc, whose product is annotated as Cbl proto-oncogene C, E3 ubiquitin protein ligase. The record is from RefSeq and is a predicted model, not a curated record. The transcript has 14 exons. Gene Ontology annotation, molecular function: ubiquitin protein ligase activity; calcium ion binding; phosphotyrosine residue binding. Gene Ontology annotation, biological process: cell surface receptor signaling pathway; negative regulation of epidermal growth factor-activated receptor activity. Bases 532 to 2313 code for a protein of 593 amino acids. Gene Ontology annotation, cellular component: plasma membrane; membrane raft. Lineage: Eukaryota; Metazoa; Chordata; Actinopteri; Characiformes; Serrasalmidae.